AUGCCUCUAUUCGAAGAGCCCUCUCAUUUCGAAUUCUCAGCUAACAAACCACAAAGCUUAGAAGGCAGACUCCUAUUUGCUGUCCCCAAGAAGGGAAGAUUACUCCAAGCAGCACUCAAUCUCCUCGAAGGCGCAGACAUCCAAUUCCGUCGCGAAUCCCGUCUCGACAUCGCGCUCGUCAAGAACCUCCCCAUAGCCCUCGUCUUCCUCCCCGCAGCCGACAUCCCCACCUUCGUCGGCGAAGGACGUGUCUCCUUGGGUAUAACCGGUCGCGACACAGUAGCUGAACAUGAGGCAGCUGUAACGUCAGCCAGGCGAGAACGAGCCGAGUCAAGUCAGUCUACACCAAUCGAAACAGAUACGCAAUUAGGAUGCGAGGAGGUUAUGGAUUUGAGCUUUGGGGCGUGUAAACUAGAAGUCCAAGUUCCGGUUAAAGGGCAGUAUGUCACGCCUUCAGAUCUGAUUGGGAAGAAUGUUGGCACCAGCUUUGUGCACUUGGCGGAGGAGUAUUUUGCGGGGUUAGAGAAGGAGGCCGAUGCCGCAAACGGGGAGGGGAAGAGGAAACUGAGGACUAAUAUCAUUGAGCUAAGUGGGAGUGUGGAGGCUGCUUGCGCUUUGGGGGUUGCGGAUGGGAUUGUCGAUCUAGUUGAAUCCGGAGAGACGAUGAAAGCUGCUGGUUUGAAAGCCAUUGACACGGUCGUAUCAAGUGUAGCCGUUCUCAUCAAGUCGAAACACCCCUCAAAUCCAGCACUAGUCGAUCUCCUUGCCUCAAGAAUACGAGGAGUCAUCACCGCCCAACAAUACGUCCUCUGUCAAUACAACGUCAAACGAACCGACCUCGUCCAAGCCGCCAAAAUCACGCCCGGCAAACGCGCCCCGACCAUCAACGCCCUAGAAGAAGAAGGCUGGAUGGCGGUAAGCAGUAUGGUGGAGAAGAAGAAGAUCGCUACGGUCAUGGAUGAAUUGACUGCAAUGGGUGCAACAGAUAUCUUGGUGCUGAAUAUUGCAAAUACGAGAACUGAUUAA
Molecule: messenger RNA, 1026 nt
Organism: Lachnellula hyalina
Lineage: Eukaryota; Fungi; Ascomycota; Leotiomycetes; Helotiales; Lachnaceae
Gene: HIS1
Product: ATP phosphoribosyltransferase
Exons: 4
Coding region: 1-1026 (341 amino acids)
Biological process (GO): L-histidine biosynthetic process
Cellular component (GO): cytoplasm
Molecular function (GO): ATP phosphoribosyltransferase activity; magnesium ion binding
Source: RefSeq, a predicted model, not a curated record